Messenger RNA from Mus pahari (shrew mouse), 3142 nucleotides. It is a transcript of the gene Cpm, whose product is annotated as carboxypeptidase M. Gene Ontology annotation, molecular function: zinc ion binding; metallocarboxypeptidase activity. Gene Ontology annotation, biological process: proteolysis. The record is from RefSeq and is a predicted model, not a curated record. The transcript has 9 exons. The coding region runs from base 41 to 1372 and encodes 443 amino acids. NCBI's taxonomy places the organism in Eukaryota, Metazoa, Chordata, Mammalia, Rodentia, Muridae. Gene Ontology annotation, cellular component: cell surface.
GCGCUCGCCGGCGGGCGGAGACGCGCGCCUGGUACUGGACAUGGACCGCGCGCGCCUGUGGCUGGGGCUUCUGCUGCCCGUGGUGGCCGCCCUGGAUUUCAGAUACCACCACCAGGAAGGGAUGGAGGCGUUCCUAAAGAGCGUGGCUCAGAACUACAGUUCUAUCACGCACUUGCACAGCAUCGGGAAAUCUGUGAGAGGUAGAAACCUGUGGGUUCUCGUUGUGGGGCAGACUCCAAGGGAACACAGAGUCGGGAUUCCAGAAUUCAAAUACGUGGCGAAUAUGCAUGGGGAUGAGACUGUGGGGCGAGAACUGCUACUCCACCUGAUCGACUAUCUGGUAAGCAGUUACAGGAAAGACCCUGAAAUCACACAUCUGAUCGACAGCACCCGGAUCCACAUCAUGCCUUCCAUGAACCCCGAUGGAUUCGAAGCCGUCCAGAAGCCCGACUGUUACUACAGUAAUGGCAGGGAAAACUACAAUAAUUAUGAUCUGAACAGAAAUUUCCCUGAUGCCUUUGAAAAUAACAAUGUAACAAAGCAGCCUGAGACCCUGGCGAUCAUGGCCUGGCUGAAGACAGAGACAUUUGUCCUCUCUGCAAAUCUCCACGGGGGUGCCCUGGUGGCCAGUUACCCCUUUGAUAACGGCGUGCAAGCUACGGGGACACUGUUGUCCCGAAGCUUAACCCCGGAUGACGACGUUUUCCAACACCUGGCCUACACCUACGCUUCCCGGAAUCCCAACAUGACCAAAGGAGAUCAGUGUAAAAACAAGAGGAACUUCCCCAACGGAAUUAUCAACGGCUACUCCUGGUACCCACUGCAAGGGGGAAUGCAAGAUUACAACUACAUCUGGGCCCAGUGCUUUGAAAUCACCCUGGAGCUGUCGUGCUGUAAAUAUCCUCGCGAGGAGAAGCUGCCGCUCUUUUGGAAUGACAACAAAGCCGCUUUGAUCGAAUAUAUAAAACAGGUGCACCUAGGUGUAAAGGGUCAAGUGUUUGAUCAGAGUGGAACUCCAUUACCGAAUGUCAUUGUGGAAGUCCAAGACAGAAAGCACAUCUGCCCGUUUAGGACCAACAAGCUUGGAGAAUACUAUCUGCUGCUGCUGCCCGGGUCCUACGUGAUCAAUGUUACAGUCCCUGGACACGACUCCUACCUCACGAAGCUUACUAUUCCAGGGAAAUCCCAGCCCUUCAGUGCUCUUAAAAAGGAUUUUCACCUCCCACUGCAAUGGCAGCCAGAUUCCAUCUCCACAUCCAAUCCUUCAUGCCCGAUGAUUCCCCUGUACAAAUUCAUGCCAAGCCACUCGGCUGCCACAAAGCCGAGUCUGUGCGUGUUUUUCAUGACUCUUUUGUACAUGUUUUUGAAAUAAAGCAAAAUGUGAAACUCGACCCCCUGGAAUCAGGGAUUGGCUACUCCAGGUUAUGGCAACUCUCCCUCCUGUGGGACUGCGAUGGGACAGACUCCACUGUUUUCCUUAAGAAGAAAACCGGAUGUUUUCAAACCUGGCCUAGAGCAACCCGUAACGACCAAAUCGAUCCUCAGUCGGAUAAAAUGGAGGUCACUGCCGAGCUCAUACUGCCCAUGUAAACACCACCCCGAAGGAGUCCCAAACACUUGUAAGAAAGUUCAGAAGCAAAGCAGACAUCCCUACAAGAAAAACAAUUUGUCUACGGAGAGCCACGUGGAUCGAAGCCACAAGGACGGACACUUUCCGAUCACUUGCUGUGUUACGCCCUUUCGUGUUAUUUGUAGAGAGCUGAUAACUGUCUAUAAGUGGUUCUCUCCCCAAAGGAAGAAAUUUCUAGAUAACGAGAUUUACGCUUGCCAAUGGUCUAAGGCCAAAUGAGAGAAAACUGGCAAACAUGUCUGACGUGGCUACAGAUGCAGUGGCCUCUGUCACCUGUGCCUUUGCCCUUGUUCCCCUGCACCUGAUUCCACAGUUCUACGAAGGUGGCCCUUCCUGUCUAACCCCCAGUCUCUUGACUGAGCCUCAGAUGCUCACCCGACACACCCACCUGAAUUCGAUGCCAAUGAACUUCGGUUCAUCCGGUUGACUGCUGAGACGCCAUGCAAGGCUGUUCGAUUCCCAAAUCCAGUCACCGGAAGCUGCUGUAUUGAUCCCUGACAGCCUCUCCAGGCCAGUUAACGCCCCUCGCCGCUGACCCAGCUGCUGCUCGUGAGUAUCUUCGCCAUGUCCAUCUUCCACACAGCAGCUGGGGAGUUGGGCUGCCCAAAGCUCUCCCGCUCCCGAAACACAACACAGUGCUCUCGAUCCCAGGUCUGGAUGGCAUUCUGGUUGUGUCACGCCUUGUUUCCAUCUAGGUGAAACUCCAUUCCAUGGGGGAGUUAAGAGCACUCACUGCUCUUCCAGAGGUCCUGAGGUCAAUUCCCAGCAACCACAUGGUGAUGGCUCACAACCAUCUGUAAUGGGAUCCGAGGCCACCUUCUGGUGUGUGUGAAGACAGCGACCGUGUAGUCAUACACAUAAAAUAAAUAAAUGUUUAAAAGGAAGGAUUCCAAUCAUCGUCUCAUGGGGAAGCCCAUGGAGUUCCAGGUGGUCGGGUUGAAGGCCGAUCCUUCAGAGAAGCUGCUUUUGACUAGUGACUUUACAGCAUCGUGCUGUGGGACUGCUCCGUACUGGCCUUCUCUAGUAUGCCAUGAGCUCUCUAAGACCAGGAUCUACUUGAGAAAUAUUUUUCUCAGAGUCUAGCAAAAAAACAGGAAAUACAUGGAUAGGGAAGUGUUUCGGCAACCCGCUACAGACCUUUCCAGAACUCUGAGGAUUUGAGCAGUUUUGUGAAAAUACGUUUUAUGUUUGGCAACAUUCAGCUUACUAGUAUACACACACACACUUCACGUGUGCGUCAAAGAACAAAAUCCAAAGAUCAGUGCAGAUGGGCGAGCUGUGAGGCUGGAGGGAAAGGCAUUUGCUAGCUGUUAAACAGCAUCUGCCUUUUAGACCAGAAAACAAAUUCUUAUAGUUCGAAGUAGAAGUGUCCCCUGUGAAAGUAACUGUAUUCAAACAUUAGGAGAAGAGAAAGCUGGCGCACACCUUUAAUCCCAACACUCAGGAGGCAGAGGCGGGCGAAUGUCUUAGUAAACACAGCCAGACCAUGUCUCAAAAGUAAAUAAAUUAAAA